This is a messenger RNA of Manihot esculenta (cassava), 1306 nucleotides long. Its product is annotated as PTI1-like tyrosine-protein kinase At3g15890. The record is from RefSeq and is a predicted model, not a curated record. Bases 73 to 1194 code for a protein of 373 amino acids. Gene Ontology annotation, biological process: protein phosphorylation. The transcript is spliced from 4 exons. Gene Ontology annotation, molecular function: ATP binding; protein kinase activity. NCBI's taxonomy places the organism in Eukaryota, Viridiplantae, Streptophyta, Magnoliopsida, Malpighiales, Euphorbiaceae.
AAGAAGCAAGCUUUUCCCUUCACUGAAAAACUCAACUCAUCACCAACUUCUGCAUAGUUUGAUCUGCCAGCCAUGGGAUCAUCCUUGAGUGGUUGCUGUGGUCUGAACAAUACAGAAAAGGGUGCUAACAUGGUUGCUGGAGCUCGCACUUCAUGGAGGAUAUUCACGUACAAGGAGUUGGAAGCAGCAACUAAUGGAUUCAGUGAGGAGAACAAGCUUGGGGAAGGAGGCUUUGGCUGUGUCUAUUGGGGUAAAACCAACGAUGGUCUUCAGAUUGCAGUGAAAAAGUUGAAGGCAAUGAAUUCAAAAGCAGAGAUGGAAUUUGCUGUGGAAGUAGAAGUGCUUGGAAGGGUUCGUCACAAGAAUUUGUUAGGGCUUAGAGGAUAUUGCGUUGGGACAGACCAAAGGCUUAUUGUUUAUGAUUAUAUGCCUAAUCUCAGCUUGCUCUCUCAUCUCCAUGGCCAAUUUGCUGCUCAAGUCCAUUUAGAUUGGAGGAGGAGGAUGAAGAUUGUAAUCGGCUCAGCUGAAGGCCUCCUGUACCUGCACCAUGAGGUCACACCCCACAUAAUUCACCGGGACAUAAAGGCCAGCAACAUCCUCCUAGAUUCAGAUUUUGAGCCACUAGUUGCAGAUUUUGGGUUUGCAAAGCUAAUCCCUGAAGGUGUUAGCCAUAUGACCACUCGAGUUAAGGGCACAUUAGGGUACUUGGCACCUGAGUAUGCUAUGUGGGGAAAGGUAUCAGAGAGCUGUGACGUAUAUAGCUUUGGAAUUCUCUUGCUUGAAAUUCUCACAGGAAGGAAACCAAUAGAAAAGCUCCCAGGUGGAGUGAAGAGAACAAUCACCGAAUGGGCUGAGCCAUUGAUAAUCCAAGGGAAGUUUAAGGACCUUGCUGAUCCAAAACUUGGAGGAAAUUUCAACGAAAAUCAGCUUACACAAGCUAUUAAUGUUGCUGCACUAUGUGUGCAAAAUGAUCCUGAUAAGCGACCAAAUAUGAAAGAAGUUGUUAGCAUGCUUAAAGGAUAUGAUCCUAGAGGUAAAGUUAUCCAAAAUAGGAUUGAGAGUGCUAAAUAUAAUGACGAAUUGCUUGCACUUGACCAAACUAGCGAUGAUGAUGAUGAUAAUGGUGGCGAUAGCUGUGAUAUGGAGAAAAAUGGAUACAGUGUUUUUGGUUCUAUGGAGGUGCAAAAAAAGUAAGAUUCUUAUAUGCACAAUCUUUUUCAACUUGGCAUGUAACAGGUUUGGUGAUUGAAAAUUUACAUUUAAAAAAAAAUGUUUGAGAUUAUAUAAAAUAUGUUUGUUAAUUUUU